Austrofundulus limnaeus is the source of this 543-nucleotide messenger RNA. RefSeq names its product protein canopy homolog 2. NCBI's taxonomy places the organism in Eukaryota, Metazoa, Chordata, Actinopteri, Cyprinodontiformes, Rivulidae. Gene Ontology annotation, cellular component: endoplasmic reticulum. The record is from RefSeq and is a predicted model, not a curated record.
UCCCGGCCACAAGGGGGCGCUGUUGGAGAGGUCUCCGGUGCUACGUCAUCACGUCUCUCCGCUUACGAUGGAACAGCGUGUAAAAAACGUGAAGGUUGGCUCCUGAAAGCUGCUGGAGACAUAAGAAGCAGAAUGAGGGACGCUGCUUUCCUCACGUCGUGUGUAGCUGUGGGUCUCCUCCUGAGCUUCAGCCUGGCUGCCAGACAAGGACAGGACAUCAGAUGUGGAGCCUGCAGGGCUCUGGUGGAUGAGAUGGACUGGGCCAUCUCCCAGAUAGACCCCAAGAAAAUGAUCCAGACAGGCUCCUUCAGGAUCAAUCCGGAUGGGUCUCAGUCCAUCAGAGAGGUUCCUCUGGCUCGCUCUGAGGGAAACCUCCUGGAGCUGAUGGAGAGCGUGUGUGAGAGGAUGCAGGACUACGGGGAGCGCACGGACCCUUCCACAAACAGGAAGUCCUACGUCAGGGUCAAGUCUCGGAGCGGCGAGACCAUGGACCUGUCUGAGGCCACGCUGGACUCCAGAGUCACAUCCAGUUUAAAGUUUGCA